Messenger RNA from Tetrahymena thermophila SB210, 786 nucleotides. RefSeq names its product transmembrane protein, putative. The record is from RefSeq and is a predicted model, not a curated record. Lineage: Eukaryota; Ciliophora; Oligohymenophorea; Hymenostomatida; Tetrahymenidae. The transcript has a single exon.
AUGAAAAUGGAAUAGUAUUUUAACAAAAGAUUUCACCAUUUUCAGAUACUUUUUCGGCAUUUAAUUUUUCUUAAAGGCAUUAAAGGAGAUUAAUACAAUCAAUAUUUUCUCUAAAAAAGUCAUCAGAAUUAAUUCCUUAUUAAAUAUACUCCAAAGCCUUUUGAGUGUCUUUAUUAACUGCAAAAAUAUUUGCUAAUCUCAAGAAACUUUCAAUAUCAACUUCUUUAGCUUCGAUAUUUCUUUUUAAAUAUUCUAUGCACUUUUCCAUAUUUCCUAUUUGCUCGUAGCAGAGAGCUAAGUCAUAGUAAGGAAGAGGAUUUUCAGGCUAUUGUUAUAAACAAGCUUCAAGAUUUUCAACUCCAAGCAUACCUUCACCUAAAAAUCUUAAAUUUUGACCAAGAUUAAAUCUAGCUUUAUAAUUUUAAGGAUCUGAUUAGACAGAUCUCAAUAAAUAGCAAGUACUUGUUUCAUAGUCUCCUUUUCUUUUUAAGAUCAUCCCUAAAUUUAAAUUAGCUUAAGGGUGAUUUUGAUCCUGUGAAACAUCAAUAGCUUUUUAGUAGAACUAGACAGCUUCUUCCAAUUAUCCUUUACAUUCCUACAAAACACCUAAUGAAUAUAAGAUAGCAUCGUUUUGAGGUACUCUUUCGUGUUGUUGUUUUAAAAAAGCAAUACCCCUAUCAAUUUAAUUUUCAGCUAUAUAAUGGUCAAUUAAGUCUUAAUUUACUAAUAAAGCGUUGUAUUAAAUUGAUUUUUCUGAAUAGUUUAAAUAUUAAAUCAUAUCUUUGA